Molecule: messenger RNA, 2469 nt
Organism: Purpureocillium takamizusanense
Lineage: Eukaryota; Fungi; Ascomycota; Sordariomycetes; Hypocreales; Ophiocordycipitaceae
Exons: 3
Coding region: 533-2338 (601 amino acids)
Source: RefSeq, a predicted model, not a curated record
CAGCUCCAUUUUCUUCCACCCCUACUUCGUACGCAACGCCCCCAAAAAGAGCAUUUUCCCAAGUCGUCACGUCGACAGUCCCACAAAGGACGCUUGACGAAACAGUAGUACCCCUUGAGAUGCAAGCUAUGGCCCCCUAAAAUCCUGGCCAGCAUUGCUGUGCAUCCCUUUGUGCGGCUCAAGGUCGCAUCCUUUCCAAAAUAACACGGCGGACAGCGAAUCAACGAGGGUCAUUUUGCGACACGGCGCUCCGAACUGGAUAUGAUCUGCUGCUGGUCACUGAUCAUCAGUGGCGAGGCAGGCAGACAUGGGGGUUCGGAGGGCCCCCAAUUCGGGCACGGUGCUUACUGUUUGCAUUAGUUAGUAUGGCGGCUGAGAGCCGCUAUAUCUCCAGAGCCUUGCGGGACGGGACGAGACGGGCACACCCUUGCGGAACGAUGGUUGAUAAAGACCGGGCAUUUCGCAACUUGCGCUGCUUCGUGGGUAUGCCCAUUCGCCCGUCCCGCUUCAGGCUCGGCGCCUUAUAGACUCCAUGGCUGCUCAGAACCAGCAAUCGGAAUCUACCGAGUUGCUGAAUGCCCUGGAGUCUUCUGCUAUUUCGCAGAAUCCCCAUGUCUGGUCGGAGGCGCAGCAGCUUGAGCACCAGCAGCAGCAUGAGCACCCCGGCAUGGCUGAGGACUACGAUUCCCGGGAACCGCAUCGGGUCCCUUCUUCAGUUUCAGAAUGGGCGCGACCUGCCUACCAGCCGGUUCCGGACAUUGCCGGCCAGCCUAUGACAACCCAAAAGUACGACCCUUCUUCGACCUCCUCGGAAGUACCUCCAGAGCCAAGCAAGGAGCAGCAGCCCGCUCAGCAUCUUCCGGAAGGAGAGCGCUACUGGGGAGGUGGUUGGGGCGCGGAGAUCGUAUGUGUGGUUUUCAGCAUCCUCUGCGUGGUUGCCAUCAUCAUCAUUCUCUCGCGCGUUGACGGUCAGCUGCUCUCGUCAUGGACCAUAGCUGUCUCGCCCAACGCCGUCGUCGCGGUCCUGUCCACCGCUGCCAAGGCCGCCAUGAUCUUGCCAGUCACCGAGAGCAUCAGCCAGCUCAAGUGGCUCUUCCUGAAGCGAAGGGCGUUAGGCCCCGAACACCUUCAACAAUUUGACAAUGCAAGCCGCGGGCCGUGGGGCGCUUUGAAGCUUCUCUGGCAUGCCAGGAAGUCGCCCUUUCCCACCUAUAUCGGUUGCCUCGUCACCAUCGCCGCCAUCGCCGUGGAUCCCUUUACGCAGCAGAUUCUCAGCUUCGAGCAAAAAUCGACUCAGAUGCCCGGGGUGCAUUCUUCGACAAACAGAUCACAAGUCUAUGACAACGGUGAUCUUGGGGUCACCGGCGUCGGCGCCGUUGUUGGUCCGACACGGGACGGCCUUUUGCAAGCCGCGGCGAUAGCAGGCGUCUAUGACCUGGUCUCUCCACCGCCGUUCAUUUGUCCCGGAUCCAACUGCACGUACCCAGACUUCACCUCUCUCGGGGUCUGCAGCAAAUGCAGCGACGUCACUGCGCGGACCACCAAGAGCUGCGAGGACAACCCAGGAGGGUUUCGCGUCCAACAAUGCAACUUCACAAUGCCAGGGGGGUUCAAGCCCGAGGCCUAUGCGACCAGUGACGCCCAUAACGGAUUCCGCUACACGCAUCUCAACGUAAGCGUCAACGCAACCCAGGUCCCACCAACACAGCUCAUCACCUUGGGCAUGAUACGCUUCGCCAUGGACGACGGCGGAGGCAACACUCACUGGCAGGACACUGUGACGGCGUAUGAGUGCGGCUACGAGGUGUGCGCCAAGGAGUACUCGGGCUGGAGGUCCAUCAACGGAACGGUACGGACUGGCACGGUGCGGGAAUCGCGACUGAAUCUGACCGGCAUCGGACCGCUGGUGCCGUUCACGACGCUCGAGAAGGGGUUUCCCGGGAAUACAACCUUCGAGAUCAAUUUUCUCGAUAUACAGGCCAUGACCGGGGCCCUUAUGACCAUCUUCUACACCAAAAGCGGCAGCACCGACAGCAACAGCUUCAUGGCGGGCCUGUACAACAGCCCCGACAUCGUGCGCACCGUCGACAACAUCGCGACCGGCAUGUCGUAUCGCAUGCUCUCGGGGCCCAACACCACCGCCGUGACCGGCGAGGUGUUUGCUGUGCAGACGUACAUGCGCACCCACUGGGCCUGGCUGUCCUUGACGGCGGUUCUCGAAGUUUUGACGUGCCUCUUUCUGAUCAUCGUGAUUGUCGCCACGAACAGGGCACGGCAGCACGCGUGGAAGUCGUCCCUGGCGCCGCUCUUGUACGAGGACGCCACAAUCGACAAGUAGCAAAGGUCGGAGCCCGGUUGGUGCAGCCUGGAGGAGCAGUAGUAGCAUUGCCGGCGUUGUGUGAAAUUGAGUGGCUCUAUAGAGCCCCCAAGAGUAUAUAGCGAUAAAAAUUAUCAUCAAGAACCAUGAGC